Messenger RNA from Cicer arietinum (chickpea), 447 nucleotides. RefSeq names its product L10-interacting MYB domain-containing protein-like. The record is from RefSeq and is a predicted model, not a curated record. NCBI's taxonomy places the organism in Eukaryota, Viridiplantae, Streptophyta, Magnoliopsida, Fabales, Fabaceae.
AUGGAUAACCAACAACAUGUUUAUCAUGUUUGCGAUUCUGAGAGUGAAGGAAGAAUUGUUGCAAGAUGGGAUGACACUAAAACUGAACCAUUUCUAAAAAUUUGCAUUGAAGAAAUAGAGGCUGGUAAUAGGCCAGACACCCACUUCAGUAAAGAAGGGUGGAAGAAUAUUACUGAGAAGUUUCAAAAGAGAACUAAUUAUGGUUAUGACCGCACCCAACUGAAAAAUAGAUGGGAUGCGUUGAAAAGAGAGUUUUCAUCAUUUGCAAAAUUAGUGAAAAAUCAUAUUGGAGUAGGAUGGGAUCAUGAUAAGCAAACUGUUCAAGCUGACGAUGAAUGCUGGAUGGCUAAAAGUAAGGAUGAUCCAGAGAUUAUGAAAUGGAAGAAUAGAGGACCUAAAAUCAUUGAUUUGCUUGAGAAAUGUUUCAGUGGUGAAAUAUCUACCUGA